AGUGAAUCUGCAGUGGCGCGUUGCAUUGUGGGAAACACAUGAUUGACGUCGACGCCAUUUUGCUGCGCGCGUCCAUUGUGUGAAGAUCGUAAACAUCUGACAAACACUCUCUAGUACGGACAUACAUUUACCGUUGGUGAUCAUUUGACGUCAUGGCUCGUACCAAGCAAACUGCUCGUAAAUCCACUGGAGGAAAGGCUCCUCGAAAGCAGCUGGCUACCAAGGCUGCCCGCAAAAGUGCUCCUUCCACUGGAGGAGUCAAGAAGCCUCAUCGUUACAGGCCUGGGACUGUCGCUCUGCGAGAGAUUCGUCGGUACCAGAAGUCCACUGAGCUGCUGAUCCGCAAGCUGCCCUUCCAGCGCUUGGUCAGGGAGAUUGCUCAGGACUUCAAGACCGAUCUGCGUUUCCAAAGCGCUGCCAUCGGUGCUCUGCAGGAGGCCAGUGAGGCUUACCUGGUGGGACUAUUUGAGGACACCAACCUGUGCGCCAUCCAUGCCAAGCGUGUCACCAUCAUGCCCAAAGACAUUCAGUUGGCCCGCCGAAUCCGUGGAGAACGUGCUUAAAAACACAUGUAACUUUUGUCCUUUUGUCCUUUUUUUUUUUUUUUUUU
Entelurus aequoreus (snake pipefish) is the source of this 610-nucleotide messenger RNA. RefSeq names its product histone H3.3A. The coding region runs from base 153 to 563 and encodes 136 amino acids. The record is from RefSeq and is a predicted model, not a curated record. Gene Ontology annotation, cellular component: nucleosome. The transcript is spliced from 4 exons. Gene Ontology annotation, molecular function: structural constituent of chromatin; DNA binding; protein heterodimerization activity. Lineage: Eukaryota; Metazoa; Chordata; Actinopteri; Syngnathiformes; Syngnathidae.